GACCUCGGGCGAGACGGCGGCCGGCUCUUCGCGUCGCCCGCGCCCACGCGCAGCGCGUCCCAGGCUCUCGAGGCAGGGCCCGGCGCGGUGCGCGGUGCAUCACGCGCCCAGGAGCUCUGAGAGGACCUCGUGCAGGACGGUGGCGGGGUCCUCGCCCGCGCCCGCGAGCAGACGCUCGCGCGCCUCCGCGCCCACGCGCAUUGCCGCCUGCCGCUGGCCCACCAGCAGCGGGUCGUCGAGGUAG
This is a messenger RNA of Prorocentrum cordatum, 244 nucleotides long. The record is from the annotation of a GenBank genome assembly. Lineage: Eukaryota; Dinophyceae; Prorocentrales; Prorocentraceae.